AUGGCCUGGACCGGCCAAUCCGGUAUGCCGCCUUUCGAGCAGCAAAUGGGGUAUGGGCAGAAUGGAGAGGACUGGGAGGAUUGGUUGCGGUGGGAUCCUACCGCCGAUGCGACAUCUCCUGAGGACGGCACCUUCGGAUCUGGUUCGAGUAAGAAUGAUUCGCCUUUGCAGGAUCCAGCACUACCAUUUGUGGACACAGCCUUCGGUGGAGAGACGUUGGCCCUGCCACUUAUCGCCGGAGAGGAUAUGCUGGAAUUUGCUGGCGUGAGCCUGGGCAAUGAUCAGACUGUUCUUGGUGGUGCCGAUGGUUACACCUCUUUCGACUUUGAUAUGGCCCCUCUACCCGCGCAACAACCAAGCAUAUCAAAGCUAGACACGACGUGGCAACUGCCUUCGAAUGCGGAGCUGCCCAAUGUGGACUUGUCCGCGCUAUCGAACCCGAGCGUCCAACAGUUCUCACAACCUGGACCGGCCCCUUCGGAUACGCCAAGUCUCCACUUCAGCCCGACCUCAUCACAGAACCGAGCCAGUAUGUCUGGCAACUCAAUCUCCAAUUCUCCGCCUCAACCGGCGCCUAAGAAGAAGGGUGGCCGGAAGCGCAAAGCAGAGAUCAUGGAGGAGGAGCAGAUAGAGGACAUGGGCGACUGGCAAGAAGGCGACGAGCCGCCAGUUAAGAAGACUUCGCACAACGUCAUCGAGAAGCGGUAUCGCAACAAUUUGAAUGACAAGAUCGUGGAGCUACGUAGCGCCGUUCCUGCUCUCCGGGCCAUGGGCCGCGCGCACAAGGGAGAGAAUACGGAGGACUUGGAGGGCUUGACGCCGGCGCAUAAGCUCAAUAAAGCUACUGUGAUGCACAAAGCGACGGAGUAUAUUCGACACCUGGAGAAGAGAAAUAAGACCAUCUCUGAUGAGAUGGACUUGCUCAAAGAGCGCUUGGCGGCCGUGGAAGCGGCGAUAGGCAAGAAUAGAGACCGGCAAUCCAGUCUGAGUCACAGCCCACCGACACCGAACGCUACGAUGCGACCUCGACAAACUUCUGCGGCAUCGCAGAGUGGUGGACAAGCAUACCUUGGCGUAUCUCCUGAGCAGACACGGUACGGUCAGCAGUAUAUACAGCCUCAAGGGCAGCCCGCGUAUGCUCGACCAUCUGGACCACCGGCUGAAGCGCAGAAUCAGCCUCAGUAUAGAUAUGGUAGGAACGGUGGCGGAGGUACGAUGGGCAAAGUCAUGAUGGGCGCCAUGGCUGGGUUGAUGGUGAUGGAAGGGUUCAGUGAGCAGGAUGGCGAUACUCGACAGAUGUUCGCUGCACCGACGGCGCUGUUCAGACGUGGUCUGGACUUGCACAGUACUUCGCCUACGGUACUGGCGCGACAGAUGACACUGCCACUCGUCAAGAUCUUCUGCAUUAUCGGAGCACUCCUCUACAUCAUCGCACCCCUCAUCAAUUUCUCACCACGCCGAAAGGCAAAAACACGGCCUACCGUCCGCCUACCACAGAUGCCCUCCCUCGCCUCCCCAGUCGAAGUAAGGCGGAAAGCAUGGCUCACGGCAUUGCAGACUGUAUACGUGCCGAAACACUUCCUCCUCGAAGUCGCGGCCGUCACAGCCAAGAUGAUCAGUCUGAGCCUGCGCCGCACGAUCGGAACCGAAACCUGGAAUGCCAUGACCGGCACCAACAAGGAAGAAGAAGCCGCUCGGAUGAAAGCUUGGGACAUCGCGAUCGAUGCUCAACUCGCAGGAGGCGAUGCGGAAGUGAGUUAUCAUCGCCUACUCCUCACACUCAUGGCUUCCGGGACGCUUCCGGAUAGUCCAGCGAGGUUGAUGCAGAAGGCUGUGCACUUCCGAGUCUUCUUCUGGGAGGUUGCCAAUGCUGGGUAUGGCAAUAUCCUAGGCUUCAAGCAGUUUACAGAGAAAGUGGGUAAAAUCUACUGGAACUCUGCUCGCAAACUGCAAAAAGAACUUCUCCACGCCAAAUCCCAAGGUCGACCUGCGCCAGAGGAUGAUGUAGAACUCCUUCCCGAUCAUCUUGCUGACCUCGUAGAACUCGAAUGCGACGACGUACUCAAUGACGAGAUGAUUCAGCGUGCGUGGAACCUCGCCUGGAAUAAACCUUCAGCUUACAACACGAGUCGGGAUAUGGCUAGAGAUGGCGUGAUAGAAGAUCAUGCUAUCCGCUCGCCUCUCGAUGCCGUCGCGGCAUGGUACGCUAACAUGACGGUCGAUGAUACGCUUCUGGAUGCCGUGGCCGAGCAUCCAAGUAGUAUCAACACGGAGUACUACCUCGCUCUUGCCGUCAGCGUGGCACCGCCUGUUUCUGCUACGCUGGCUAGAGCGCUUGCGGCGAAGGCUGUGUUGUCGAAUAGUCAUCGCGACGCUAAUAUCGUCUUGGCACUCGAAGCGCUCCCGAGUAAGGCUGGUGUAGGAGAGAGAGGUGUGACGAUGAAUCUGGUACAGCAUGUGCCCGCUACACCGGAUGUGCAUGUCGCUCUUACGAUCGCCAAGUUGCUUUCACUCCUGGCGCCGGGGACGACAUUUGUGGCGCAACGCAAGGCUUACGAAGCACUUCCGGAGUUAUAUAUAACCGCUGAAAGCUUCACCCUCCUGACAGCAAUCGCUGCAUACCGCUUGCUGAAGACGACGAAUAUGGAUCGCGGGACACCACUCCCCGCACAACAGGGUUUGGAGGACGUGGCUGCUAACUUGAGACUGUGGGUUGGGACGUUGGCGGGACGAGAGGUUGGAUUGGGAGCGGAGGAGAUGGGAAGGGUGGUGCAGGUUUGUCUUGGGGUGGUGGGAAAGGUUGGUGGGUGGGAGGGGGAGAGGGAUAGUGGGUAUGGGGGUUCUUCGGCUGGGGGGAGUCCUGUCAGGGAGGUGGGGAACAUGGGUUUGGUUGUUUAG
This is a messenger RNA of Recurvomyces mirabilis, 2898 nucleotides long. It is a transcript of the gene CPH2, whose product is annotated as Clr6 histone deacetylase associated PHD protein-2 Cph2. Gene Ontology annotation, molecular function: protein dimerization activity. The transcript has a single exon. Gene Ontology annotation, biological process: SREBP signaling pathway; positive regulation of transcription by RNA polymerase II. NCBI's taxonomy places the organism in Eukaryota, Fungi, Ascomycota, Dothideomycetes, Mycosphaerellales, Teratosphaeriaceae. The coding region runs from base 1 to 2898 and encodes 965 amino acids. The record is from RefSeq and is a predicted model, not a curated record.